This is a messenger RNA of Bombus huntii, 4953 nucleotides long. It is a transcript of the gene APC4, whose product is annotated as anaphase-promoting complex subunit 4. Gene Ontology annotation, biological process: anaphase-promoting complex-dependent catabolic process; protein K11-linked ubiquitination; positive regulation of mitotic metaphase/anaphase transition. The record is from RefSeq and is a predicted model, not a curated record. Gene Ontology annotation, cellular component: anaphase-promoting complex; nuclear periphery. The coding region runs from base 2668 to 4851 and encodes 727 amino acids. The transcript has 7 exons. Lineage: Eukaryota; Metazoa; Arthropoda; Insecta; Hymenoptera; Apidae. Gene Ontology annotation, molecular function: protein binding.
AACGCCGGUUGGUUUUAUCUUCGUUCUGGAUUACACGAUGCUAACGAUUUCGAUAUCGGAGAAUAGAUCUAGGAACGGACGAGCGAUUCGACGAGUCGUCGACGCAAGUUCUUGUUUCACUUGUUUCGCUCAUUCUGCGUGCACGUUAGCGAUAGGAUAGGUUUCGAUAUCGAAAAAUAGAUUUUUAAAUCGACGAGUAGAUUUACGAAUACGUUUUUAUGAAACUGCCGCGGAGUCGUUUUUUCUCUUCGUUCUGGCCGCGCGAUAUCAACGAACAGAUUUUGGUAUCGAUGAAUAGAUCGAUGAAUGGACGAGUUGCAGCAAAUUCUUACGCGCCACGAUUUAUUUUUCUCUUCGAUCUGAAUAUACAAAUAGAUCGACGACUAGAUUUUCCCCAGUGAAAGAUGAAUUUAAAAAUGGGUCGAUACGGGUUAAGGGGAUCUUUCCCCAAGUUUCACGGGAUUGAUCGAUAGGAUGGAUCCGUAGCGCCGUGCUGGUUGAGAACCACGUAGACGCAGGUGUCGCGACUAUUGAGGUUUUUAGGGUGAACCGAUUUUAAUUAACCUGUUAACUAGACGAAUAAACUCGUCGAUUGAAUUACCAAUCUCUAGGAUGUAAGCUAUCCAAAAAGAAGCCUACAAGUCUAUAGUACUUUUAGUGGAACAGUGGAAUUAUUAUAAAGAAUUUUGAUUUAUUUCGUCAAUAUGAAAAGAACGGAAAACAUUGUAAUUUUAUUUAUAAAUUCAAACGUAUCUAAUACUAAAGAACUAAUCGAUUUCUUCGUUUCUUCAUUUAGAAAUUCCCUAUUUCGUUAAGGGGUCGUUUCUCAUUUUUGGUAAAAAUAAAUUACCUGCGUAUAUAUAUAAAGUUUUAAGAAAUGACUAGAAAUGUUAAAAAAUGAUCCAUUUAAUAUAUUGGAUCAUAUAAUAAUAUGAUUAAUUCGCGAUCAAACUUCGGGCGGAAGUCGAUUUAUGACUGGUUUUACAAUUAAUUGGAACUAGUGGAAAUUAGCUUUCCAAAAAUGAAUUUCUUUUGAAGAAGACGAUUAAAAGGAUAACAGGAUUCGUGGCUUUCGUUGAAAUUUUAUUUAUUUUGAUAAUACUUCUGGAUGAGGUGUGGGAGUUUACUGAACGAGUCUUUGUACAAGCUGUUUGAUUUAUUCGUCUGUGAAUAGUAUUUUGUUUCUUUAUUAUUUUUUCUCUGCUUGAACGUUGAACGUUUAUUAUUAAAGAUAUAAGGUUUUGUUAAAUAUUGUGAACAUGGUGAAUUCGUAUUUAUUAAACGUAUAUUACGAACGUGAUAGGUUGUUUAAUAAACAGAAAGUUAAGCUGCGUCUGUUUCUAUUCUUUGUCUGUAAAUUACACUUUCUUGCCUUUUUAUGAGAAAUAAAAUUCUUGGCUUUAAUAUAAUUACUUUUUACACAGAAUCAGAAAUUUUCAAUAAGCUUCGGAAUUUUCACUAGUCCUUAUUUUCCCUUGAAUAUUAAUUUCAUUCACUUUCACAUAAAUAUCUUGGCUUUAAGCUGGCCUCGGUAUUGCAGAUCACCAAUUUUUUACGCGUAAACGCAGACAAAUAUUCUUGAAAUAUCCAAAACCGAAAGUUUUUAUUUCCUCUGCGCUCAAGAGGAUCCUCGUUUUUUCAGACUUACUAAAAAGUUCUUAACAUAAAACAAAUGCUAUUUUAAAAGCCAAUAUUUAAAGAAAUAAAUAAAAAUAUAAAGAAAAUUUCUAAUGCAAAAUGUUUUUUUAUAAUAUUCAUUAUCAUCUAGAUUUCAAAAUUCAGAGCUGUCUGAAAAUGCGAUAGUGUGAAAAUCUGGUUUACUCCAAUUUUGUGCCGAACUUCAAUGACCUCAUUCCUAAAGAGAAGACGCAUCGCGCAAUUCACGUAUCCCAUUUCGGUUAGACUUAGUACGGCCGUACGUAUCAUAACAAUUUAUUGUUAGCGCAUGAAACUCGAAAUGAUAUUUCUAUCGGAAAUUUGUUUAGGCGCGAAAUAUUUGUCUGUAAUGUCCGGCAGCUCGUGCGCAUGCUAAAAAGUCAGUAAUGGUGUUUAUUUUUAAUUUUAGUUCUCCACCUUUGACAUUCGCUGAAUUGCUUUUGGCAGCAUUUAGACAAUUUGUUUAACUGUCACAUUUCUGUUACGCUCAUUCAGAAAUUUUUCAUACACGAACCUACAUGAAAUUAAUACAUCCCGAUUGUAACAUUUUCAAGCAAAAUAUGAUAUUAAGAAGCUACCUGACUCGUGACUCAUAACACUGCGAUAUGUAUAGCAUAAUAGCAUUUUAUCUUAAUUGUAUCAGAUUAUAUGUAUGUAUUAUCUGAUAGUAUCUAGUAUUACAUUAAAAGAGCAGUUUAUACUUCAUUCAUAAUUACAUUUUGCUGAAAUAUGACAAACGCAAAAAUUUUGAAACUGUAUAUAAAAGUUUGUCUUUCAAUAAAUGUUAAUAAAUAUAUGCAUGUACUGUAUGCGAUUGGUUUAAACACUUUGUCUUGGCUUUAGAUUCUAGAUGUAUGUAGAAAAACUGGUUUAGUACUUAUACGUAUAUGUAUGCAAUGUUGUGUUAUUUAUAAACAAAAUAUACCGAUGGCAAACAUAACCUCAAAGUUGCGGUUUCCAAUAGUUCGACAGAAUGUUGUUGCAAGUUAAAUUCUGAUCAAUAUUACAAAAAUGGCAGGUAGUAUGAGACAAUUAGAAGAAAGACAACUUCUAGUUGAAGUAACACGGAUGCAAUGGUCUCCAAAAAUGGAUCUCUUAGCAAUCGCAAAUGUGAAAGGAGAAGUUACGUUACAUAGAUUAACAUGGCAAAGAGUAUGGUUAUUGAGUCCUCAAGAGGAAUCCGAUACUAUAGUGAAUUUAGCAUGGAGACCAGAUGGAAAACUUCUAGCGAUUUGUUAUGAAGUCUCUAAAUUAGUGUGUCUUGUAGAUAUUGAGAAUAAAAAUAUUAUACAUAGAACAAAGUUAAUGUUGCACAAUGCAAUUACAUGUAUGACAUGGUUACCAUUAGCAAAUUUAGAAAGUGAUACUUUGUUAAAUGGUAGCAAAGCAAAUAUGCUACCGACUGGAGAAUAUCUCCCACCUUUACCUAGUUUAAAUAGAAGUUUUGGUCAAGAAUCAGAACGCAAGGAAGUUUUAUCUCAAACUUUAGAUAUACUUUUUCUUGGCUUAGAUGAUGGAAAUGUUGCAAUGUAUGUAUUUGGAAUGUUCUAUUGCGGUACAAUUUCUGUUGGUCAUGGUCAAAUAUUAGAAAUUAGUGGUGGAUUUGGCAAAUCAAUGUGGAUUACAUGGAAGGAUAAUAUUGGCAUCAAAGCAAGUAGAUUAUGGUGUCCACUGUUGGAACAAAGCACAGCUUUUUUAAAGGUAGCACAAGCUCAAGCUAAUAUCGAAUACCUGAUGGAUUAUCUUUCACGUACGUUAAUGGCAAUAUCUGAAGCAUGGGAGACAAUUCUUUUGGAAAUGGAUGAAAAACUUGCACGAUAUGCAGAAACAAAUCCACCUGGUGGAGUUGCUGCAGACUUUUUAGAACUGUUAAUGAUUGGUAUACCUACCCAAAACUUAGAGAAUUUCUUGCUACGUGAUUUGACUGAAAAGGGUUUAAAAAAAUUAGGACAUAGCAUUGAAAUGUGUUAUAGUAAUAUACAGAAAUUAGUCUUAAAAAAUUUAACUAGCGUUGGGAUGGCCCUCGUAUACCAAUUAGCUGAAAUGAGAGGAAUGGUCAGAUUAGGUGGCUCGUAUGAAUUACUAGGACUUACUGAUGAGACUAUUAUAACUAAUGCUCUUCAUGCAUCAGAAGCUUUUUUAGCAAAAUCUUCUGAAAUUCAGCAAGUGAUAGAUCAUAGCAUGCGUGACUAUAAAGCGUUUUUCCGGUGGUUAUACGUUGCAAUUUUAAGGCUGUCAGAUGAAAGAAUACCAUCUGAAGUAAGUCGUGUCAGUCAACAAGAGUUAACAUUUAUCGCCGAAUUUUUGCGCGGUUUUGAUAAGACUGAACCUGGUGUUGGAGGAAGAAAAGGAGUGAAUUUAGAGAAGUUAGGUCAAUACUUGCGACGGGAAAAUUUACAAACUUGUCUAACUCCUGAAGGAAGCGAAUGGGCUACUAUGCUCGAUGAAAAUCAUUGUCUUCGUGAUCAUCCUCUUAUUGUGAAACAAGACCUUAAUUAUUCCUUAUUGCAGUCUCAUGCGAAAUUAAUUACUGCUAUACAUAAUGUUUUUCGUGAGUCUUACCAAGGAUUAGUUGAACAUUUUACCAUAUCAAAUAUUGCUUUGUCGCCGUCUAUAGGAUUUACAUCAUCGCAAGUUGCAACAAACAAUGAUAGUUUGCUAGUAGCUACAUGUGAUGCUGACCAUCAAAUAUUACGACUGUUUAAAGUCGAGUGUUCAUGCAUAGAACCCAUUUCUCUUAGGUUUAAAUUAAGUACGAUAGAUACAGAUUAUAAAUCAGAAUCUCAUUCCAAAACGUACAUAGACUGUACUGUAGUUGAUCUACAAUUUUACUCUAACGAACAUCUCAGUUUACUGCUACUUAACAAACAUACACAUGCAUCGUAUCUUGUACAAUUGCCAUUGAAUAACGUCCGAAUUUUUGAAAAUCAAGAUAAGAAUGCAAUUAGUUUAGUAGAUCUUUUAGGUAACAGUUGGCCACGACCUUUUCAAGGUAUAACUGCUAAAAAAAUAGCAGUCAGUGGUGCGCGAAAAGUGGCCGCUGUUUUAAGUGAAAACAAUAGGAAAAUAAGAUUAUUAGAAACUGAAGUGGAACCUGAAGAAGAGGAAGAAGAAGAAGAUGAAGAAGAUGUAAUGAAUGAUAGUAUGUUGAACACUACUCAUGGAACAGCUGCAAAUUCUCAAACAUAUAAUUAAACUAUUUAAUCAUUAUUUAUAUACAUAAAUAUAUAUACAAUAUGUUACAAGAGAAUUUUCAUCUACAAAACAUUUAUUAAAACUAUUUUUUUACUUAUGAAA